AUGAGACUUUUCACAACAGCACUAUUCGUGCUGAGUCUGGUGCACCACUCACUGGCAGCUAAGCGGAAGCUUGUGGCAACAUCUCUGGUCACUUGCAUGGCGGACUCUCAACUAGCAGCUACUGCUUUUGAUGUUUCAUUUGACCCUGAUAGCCGGGCUCUACAUUAUUCUUUGGCCAUGACAACUAAAAUUGAUGCUUACAUUGCUGCUGAAGUUGAAGUUUGGGCAUAUGGAUUCAAAAUCAUAACGAGAACGCUAGAUCUGUGCUCACUAAGCUGGAAACAGUUUUGCCCUCUUCAACCAGGAAAUGUGCAGAUCGAAUCUAUCGAGUACAUAUCCCCAGAUUUGGUGAGUCAACUUCCUGGUAUAGCUUACCAGGUGCCAGACAUUGACGCUUUUGUCCGCGUGAACAUUUAUAAACGUGAUGACUCGACUCAGACGCUAGCUUGUAUUCAGGCCUUCUUCUCAAAUGGUAAGACGGUCGCACAAACCGGAGUCAAGUGGGCUACCGCAGUUGUCGCCGGUAUUGGCCUUCUAUGCUCUGCGAUUCUUUCAACCUUCGGAAAUUCUAACGCUGCCUCGCACAUCUCGGCAAACACAAUGUCACUGUUCCUGUACUUUCAAUCCGUUGCUGUUGUAUCCAUGCAACACGUCCACCGAGUGCCACCGAUUGCUGCAGCUUGGUCUGGAAACUUAAUUUGGUCCAUGGGUCUUAUCCACAUUUCCUUUAUGCAAAAGAUUUUUAGGUGGUUUGUCCAAUCGACCGGCGGUGAUCCAUCGCUUCUUUUGACUUCUACAUCUACAGCAGUAUUGGUCCAAAGAAGCGUGGAAAGAAUACAGGACACUAGCAUGUAUAAACGUGCGAGCGAUGUUCUAUAUGGAAACUCAAAUGUUAUUAUAAUGAGAGGAAUCGGAAGACUAGCAUUCCAAGCUAACAUUGAAAAUACCUCAGUUGUCUCCACUGGCUUCACUUUUUUCGUCCUUUGUGGAUACUUUCUUGCGGGGUUUAUCAUAGCAACUAAGUAUGCUAUUGAUCUUUGCAUUAGAGCCGGAUGGGUGCAAAAUACUAGAUUUUGGGACUUUAGACACAAUUGGAGAGUCAUCUUGAAAGGAACUCUGCUGCGGUACAUAUAUAUUGGGUUCACGCAAUUGACUGUACUGAGUUUCUGGGAAUUUGUUCAGCAUGAUUCUCCUGCCGUCAUCGUUAUUGCUGCUUUAUUUUUGAUUCAAGCUUUAGGGUUGAUGUCUUGGGCUGCAUACAGAACAAUUUGCUUCGCCAAACUUUCGGUGCAACAGCGCAAUAAUCCUGCGGCGCUUCUAUACGGAGAUCAAAAAAUUUUGGACAAAUAUGGCUUCUUCUACACGAUGUUCAGCGCCAAAUAUUAUUGGUGGAAUUGUGUCAUUUUGGGUUAUAUUCUUCUGAAGUCCAUUUUCAUCUCGUUCUGCCAAUCAUCAGGAAAAACACAAGCUCUCGCCAUCUUCAUCUUUGAUCUCGCGUACCUCAUCGUUUUGAUCAAAUUUCAACCAUACUUCGAUCGCCCUACAAACAUCAUGAACAUUUUGAUUACGACAGUCACCACGGUCAAUUCAUUUUUAUUUUUAUUCUUUUCUGAUCUUUUUGGCCAACCUGGCAGCGUGUCCUCGAUCAUGGGUUGGGUCUUCUUCAUCUUGAAUGCUGCUUUUUCCUUGAUCCUUUUGAUUCUUAUUCUCGUCUUCGUUGCCCUGGUAAUUUGCUCAAAGAACCCAGAUUUGAGAUUUAAGCCUGCAAAAGACGACAGAACUUCUUUCCAGAGAACAUCUGGCAGUCACGGUAAAAUCAAUAAGUCAGUUGCUGCUGAACUAAUGGCUUUAGGUAAUACCGCCAAGAAUCACGAUGAAAAUUGGGAGGAAGAACUGUAUAAUCAGCAGAAGCUCAAGAAAGAUCAAGACGGGUUAGGCUUGGAUUAUUCCGAUGAAAAGCUUGCAGGUACUCAAUCAGCUUCUGACGAAAACGAGGCUGUCAAUUUGACACUGGCUGAGAAACUCAAGCGUAAGCUUUCGUUUAAGAGAACAAAAUCUACUUCUUCUAGGGUAAAUCCUGAUAAAAAAGAAGCAAACGCAGGAGCGGACGAGUUUUUGACAUCAAUUUCUCGUGAACCCUCCAUGACCCCUCCUCCUGUUAAGAGAGAUUAUCCUGGAGUUCAUAGCAGGCAGCAAUCAGAGUCGAACAACGGUCUUAUGGGAUCGUACAAAGUAGCUGAGAAUCAAAAAUUAGAUACACAGCUAGAAGACGAUCAUCCUUUGGUGGCUGCUGGAACUUAUCACAUGCCGGACAAGGGUUUGAGUUCAGAGUUUGCAAGAGAUGAAAGCAUGGAUUCAGUAAAUGCAGCUACUCAGGCAAAUGCAACGUCCUCAACCGAUUUAUUUACACACAACAAUGGUUCCUAUUACGGAAGGUUAUGA
Molecule: messenger RNA, 2442 nt
Organism: Lachancea nothofagi CBS 11611
Lineage: Eukaryota; Fungi; Ascomycota; Saccharomycetes; Saccharomycetales; Saccharomycetaceae
Source: the annotation of a GenBank genome assembly